GGCGGGCCCAGGUACGCGGACAAGAUGGCGGCGGCAGCGGUCGACAGCGCGAUGGAGGUGGUGCCGGCGCUGGCGGAGGAGGCCGCGCCCGAGGCGGCGGGCCUCAGCUGCCUCGUCAACCUGCCCGGCGAGGUGCUGGAGUACAUCCUGUGCAGCGGCUCGCUGACGGCCGCCGACAUCGGCCGCGUCUCCAGCACCUGCCGGCGGCUGCGCGAGCUGUGCCAGAGUAGCGGGAAGGUGUGGAAGGAGCAGUUCCGGGUGAGGUGGCCUUCCCUUAUGAAACACUACAGCCCCACCGACUACGUCAAUUGGUUGGAGGAGUAUAAAGUUCGGCAGAAAGCUGGGUUAGAAGCCCGGAAGAUUGUAGCCUCCUUCUCAAAGAGGUUCUUUUCAGAGCACGUCCCUUGUAAUGGUUUUAGUGACAUAGAGAAUCUUGAGGGACCAGAGAUAUUUUUUGAGGAUGAACUGGUGUGUAUCCUAAAUAUGGAAGGAAGAAAAGCUCUGACUUGGAAGUACUACGCUAAAAAAAUUCUUUACUACCUACGCCAACAGAAAAUUUUAAAUAACCUAAAGGCAUUUCUUCAGCAGCCUGAUGACUAUGAAUCGUACCUUGAAGGCGCUGUAUAUAUUGACCAGUACUGCAACCCUCUCUCUGACAUCAGCCUCAAAGAUAUCCAGGCCCAGAUUGACAACAUCGUAGAACUGGUCUGCAAAACCCUCCGGGGCAUGAACAGUCGCCACCCCAGCUUGGCCUUCAAGGCAGGUGAAUCCUCCAUGAUAAUGGAGAUAGAACUCCAGAGCCAGGUGCUGGACGCCAUGAACUACGUCCUUUAUGACCAGCUGAAGUUUAAGGGGAACCGAAUGGAUUACUAUAAUGCCCUAAACUUAUACAUGCACCAGGUUUUGAUUCGAAGAACAGGAAUUCCGAUCAGCAUGUCUCUGCUCUACUUGACAAUUGCCCGGCAGUUGGGGGUCCCACUGGAACCUGUCAACUUCCCCAGUCACUUCUUGUUAAGGUGGUGCCAAGGUGCAGAAGGGGCGACCCUGGACAUCUUUGACUACAUCUACAUAGACGCUUUUGGGAAAGGGAAGCAGCUGACAGUGAAAGAGUGUGAAUACCUGAUCGGCCAGCACGUGACGGCAGCACUGUACGGGGUGGUCAACGUGAAGAAGGUGUUACAGCGAAUGGUGGGAAACCUUUUAAGCCUGGGAAAGCGGGAAGGCAUCGACCAGUCUUACCAACUCCUGCGAGACUCCCUGGAUCUGUACCUGGCGAUGUACCCGGACCAGGUGCAGCUUCUCCUCCUGCAAGCCAGGCUCUACUUCCACCUGGGCAUCUGGCCAGAGAAGUCUUUCUGUCUUGUCUUGAAGGUGCUUGACAUCCUCCAGCACAUUCAAACCCUAGACCCCGGGCAGCACGGGGCGGUGGGCUAUCUGGUGCAGCACACGUUAGAGCACAUCGAGCGCAAGAAGGAGGAGGUGGGUGUGGAGGUGAAGCUGCGCUCCCACGAGAAGCACAGAGACGUCUGCUACUCCAUUGGGCUCAUUAUGAAGCAUAAGAGGUAUGGCUAUAACUGUGUGAUCUAUGGCUGGGACCCUACCUGCAUGAUGGGACACGAAUGGAUCCGAAACAUGAACGUCCACAGCCUGCCUCAUGGCCAUCAUCAGCCUUUCUAUAAUGUUCUGGUGGAGGAUGGUUCUUGUAGAUAUGCAGCCCAAGAAAACCUGGAAUAUAACGUGGAGCCUCAAGAAAUCUCACACCCUGACGUGGGACGCUAUUUCUCAGAGUUUACCGGCACUCACUACAUCCCGAACGCGGAGCUAGAAAUCCGGUACCCGGAGGACCUGGAGUCUGUGUAUGAAACGGUGCAGAAUAUUUACAGUGCAAAGAAGGAGGACAUAGAGUAGCGUCCAGUAGAGGACACCGAGCCUUUGCCGCUGCCGCUGUCUCCAGGAGAACAGGAUUCCGGAAGAAGACGUCUCCACGGAUCCCUCUGGAUUCACACCACCAGGAAAGCACCUAACCAGUAGCGCUGGUUGCCUCCCACCAAGUUUAAAUAACGUGUGCUCUCCUCCAGCUGCAAAGACAAUGUCGCUCUCCGCCUACACUAGUGAAUUCAUUUGACGGCACUGUGUUCAGUGGCAUGGCUUGUGUGCUUGUCCUGUGGUGACAGUUUGUGACACUCUGUCUUCAUGAGGCCUCACAGUCGACACUCGUAGAAUCAUCCUUCCCGCCCACUUCCCGUUACGUCUGUCUACACUCGUCUCCGACCGUUUCAUUUGCCGGACGGAUGGGGUUCCAUGUUUGCACCGGUUCCCUUCUGGUUUCGCCGUGGAGCGCGUGCGGCCCGGAGUCGGGACCGCUUGUCUUUUCGCCCUGCGUGUAGUUGCUUCUUCAGAGGCGAGGCUGCGAGCGACGGCAGCAGCAUCGGAGCGGCGGGGACGCGAACACGCGGAUUGGUCAUCAGAACCGUUCGGCUUUAUUUGUUCCAAUACGUGAAACAGAUUUCAGCCGCUUUAUCUCUUCCUUUAUUUGAAGCGGGAGCACGGCAGAGCGUUGCCCGCCACGUUCCUCCCAGGUCCGUGCUCCUGUCUGCGAAUCCCCAGUUUUCUGUUUCCUUACGUGAAAUCUUGUGAGAAAGUGCACCGUAAUGGCCUUUAUGGAUGGAUUUUCCCACAUUCGUCUACUCUCCUUCCCUUUGAAAUAACUACUUUUUUCUCUCCUUUAAUUUUAAAAAUUAUUCCAGUAUCAUAAAUAGAUCUUAAGUCAGUGAUGGGUUCUCUUUAUAGUAGGAAGUACAAUCUGGUGUUAGAAUGUUCACUUUUAGAAACCACACUCCGUGGUCUCCAAAGACCUAAAGGAGGUUUCACUUUUGUAAUCAGAAAAAAAGAAAUAAUGAACCUUAUGCAUUUUUUAAAGAGGAAAGAGGAGGGUCCGUGUCCCCCGUCAUCCCUUAGAAUCACUCUUCGACCCUGCCGGCUGUGGCAGGGUGGACGCAGGUAAAACGUCUUUAACCUGAGGAGUGUCGAUCCAUGGGGAAGGAGGCGGGAGCGCCCUGCUUUCUCGAGUCCCCGCUGCCCUGAAGGUCCCACUGGCUCCCGCCCGCCACUCUCGACCUGCCAGUUCUCACGCGAGCUAGCUAAUUCGUAGUUAACCAGUAGAAGCUACCUUCGGGAGUUAGGACCUAGUUACUCUCUGAGUUGCAAAGAAUCCAGUCGCUCUGGUGAGCGAGGCUUCGGGGGCUGUGAUCCGACCCCGCCUCGCCGCCCUUCUGUGCAUUUGCAUGUGGUUCCCCACACCCUGUUUGAUGACUGCCUCAUUUCCCCCUUUGGAAGCCCUAGGAUGACCGAGGUUUGGGGAGGCCACCCGAGACCACUUAGUCACUGACGGCUGGUGAGCAGUUAUUAGAAAGAGGCGAGGGUCUGGCGGCCCCUGCCAGCCCCAGCUGCUGUCGCCAGUCAGAUCCAGAGCCUGAUGCUUUCGAUCGGCCUGGGAAAUGUGACCACUCACAGCACCCAGCCCGCCGAGGCCGGGGGUCUUACACUACUCUCGUUUGAAGGUGGGAACCAGUUAAUCCAGAGGUAAUACUAACCAGAUGCAUUACUAAGAAACUGUGGAGCAUGCUGAGUUAUAAUUGUUGGUUUUCUGGUUUGAUUUCCUUUUUCCUUAGAGUAACAUCAAAGCCAAGAAGGAUGGUUUUACCUUUACUGACCCAAUGUAAAUAUGUAUCUAGACCGUUUUUAAAUGUGUUUCUUCAUGAAUGCUUCAUUUGGCUCCAGGAAGCCUGUGUCACCUGUGUAAGUUGGUAUUUGGGCACUUUAUAUUUUUCUAAAAACGUGUUUUGGAUCUCCUGUACUCUAAUAAAUCAUAAGUUUCUUUUUAAAAUUUUUUCCAAAAGUUUUCUCCAUUUUAAGAAGUCCUGUUACAACAAAGUAGGACUUUCACAAUGUUAAAAUACUAACUAUUUGGAUAGAGUGACUUCUUUUCUCUUCAAAUGAAUGCCAAGAUUUUUUUGUACAAUGAUUAAUAAAUGGAACUUACCCAGAGAAUCCACACAAGCGGCCUGCCCGGUCUCGUUUCGGAACAGAAAGCCCAGCCUUGACGGCAACAGAACGUCUCUGGCUUCUCUUCUGAUCCAAACAUGCAAAACUUGGCUCUACUGAAUUUUUCUUAACGUUGGUGAGUGAACAGGGUACUUUGUUCUGCGGGUUCCUUGCCAAACAGCAAUUUUAGAAGCUGGCUAGGAGUAUUGAGGGCACCUGGUUACAAUGCGAACAUUGCAGCUUUUUGCUGCUGUUAGAGUACUUGUUCAAAAGGAGAAGGGCAGGUGCCCGGGGCGUUGUUAACGAGGUGACAGCUGCAUGACGUUCCACGUGUCCACAACGCCCUGCAGAGCACGCACUGUCCGUGAUGCCCCCGCGUGCCGUGCGGUGCAGAGCGCAGCGGUCAGGGGCCACAUGGUCACCGGUUUCCUGCACCGUGGUGGUCCCAGACCUUUAACGUCCUGUUGUGCGUUGUGACUUCAUGAGAGGACAGUGUACUGUGCUGUGUCUUCCCUGCUUAGACCCUAGAACUUUCCUCUGCCACACGGACGGACACACACACACAGCAUCCCCGAGGUCCAGGGUUUGCAGACGUGCUUUGGGAAACACUGUGUGUGUCCAAAACUAGUCCACCGUAUCCUCAGGCUAGUUUGGCCAGGCGUCUCUCUCUCUCUCUCUCUCUCUCUCUCUCUCUCUCUCUCUCUCUCUCUCUCUCUCUCGUUUGAAAACUUUGGUCUAAUCCGAUUUUGAAAGGCUGGCUUCACGUUGCCUCCACCUGGACCUCAUGGUAGCUUCUCCAUCAUAAGUGAAUUUCCACCGCAGAGUUGUUUUUCGCCGAAACCAGCAUUCGUACUGUUGCUAAAUCGGUUUUGCAUUUUACAAUACCUACUUAAGGACUUGUUCUCAUUUUAAAAUGUCUCUUUCUUAACACAUGAAAUGGAGUCAAACGCUCAUGUUCUAGGCUCUCUUCUACCGCUAGAAGGGAAAAUAACUUGUUUUCCUUUCUCCAUAUUCCAAGUACAUAAAACUGGAUUACCAGCAGCUUUUUAAUUUGACAAGUAACCUGUGGCCAUAAUAAUCCAGAUGUAGCUCUUUAUGUGUUUCUGUCUGUUUUCUGGAGGAAAGGAGUGAAUGUUCACCCAGAUGAAAUGCAGAAUCUGGCCCUGUGACCGUUUAAUUCUGGAGACGUCGAUGGUUGUGGUGCAUGUGUUAUUUUGUAUCGCAAGCUUACUUUGAGCCAGCACUGGCCUCACCUAUAUUCUUCACGGCAACCCUCUAAGGCAGGGCCGGGCGGUCGAUUAUUGUUGCGGGCCAUGUAAGGUCACGUGUUCUUUGUUUUCGAAAACGUAGAAGACCUUUUCAGCUCGAGGGCUGUAAAGAAAACGGGCUCUGGGCUGGUCUGGCCCGUGGGCCACAGUCUGCCGAGCUCAGCCAAGGUGCGGGCCCCGCCAGCGUCCCACCAAGCAGACGGGGAGCCGGAGCGCACUGCGCGCAGGUGGGACAGCGGGCGGGGGACCCAGGGACCCGGGGACCCAACCUCCGAGCGCCAGCUCUUGACUACCACACUACCGCCAACUUUAGCAACUACCUCGCACUGGUUUUAUCCUUUGCAGCCACUUUAACUUCUAAACGUUUCAGUUCUGAACACUUAGAGUCUUGAGAGGAAAGGACAUUCCUUCGGUGAAUAAAAUUCUGUGCAAUUAUAGAAUAAAUGUAUUAUGGCCAUUUAGCGAUGAUUGUAUUAGGGUAAUGCUAGUUCUGUAAUAAAUAGACCCAAAAAUA
Felis catus (domestic cat) is the source of this 5826-nucleotide messenger RNA. It is a transcript of the gene FBXO21, whose product is annotated as F-box protein 21. The record is from RefSeq and is a predicted model, not a curated record. NCBI's taxonomy places the organism in Eukaryota, Metazoa, Chordata, Mammalia, Carnivora, Felidae. Gene Ontology annotation, molecular function: protein binding; DNA binding. The transcript is spliced from 12 exons. The coding region runs from base 25 to 1908 and encodes 627 amino acids.